AUGCUGGCAUAUCAGAUGAAUGCAAAUGGCUCCACAAAGAGGCAGGACCCUCCCGAAACAGAUGAGAAAGAUGUGAGACAGGCUGUUAUUGCUCCAUAUUUGCCAGUUUAUCUUAAGCACCUUGGUAUAACAACUCUUCAAAUUGGUAUUAUAUUCGGACUUAAAUCCUUCAUUGGUUUUCUGGUAAAUCCUUUAUGCGGCAUUUUAUCAGACAGGCUGAGACAACACAAAUUGGUUCUGAUGUUAUGCAUAAUAUUGUCUGCAAUGCUUAUGAUAUCGUGUCGGUUUAUACAUGUACCAACAUCAGUUCAACGUUAUAAGGAAGAAAAUGACAAAAAUGAAAUUGUGUGUACAUGGAAUCAAAGUGAACUGAAAUUCACGUUUACCAAACAAAAUUGUAAUGGUAGUGAACAUGCUAUGAAUACAAUUUAUAUAAAUGAUAGUGACUGCAAAAUAUAUGUAAUAGAUCAAAAAGACGUGUGUUAUAAUACCAGUUCAGCGAUCUUCUUCCUGGAAUAUAAUUAUAAUUGGACACGCAAUGGUAAUGUUCUCCACUGUAAUUACACAGAUUCAGAGAGUAACAAUACUUCUCAAGUGACAUGUGAAAACGUACACUUGGUAAAUAACUCGUCAUUCCAUGCACAAUGUUACGGGAACGAUGUUGUCAGUCUCACGUUCUGGUUUUGUCUUGUCAUUCUACAAUUGGAAGCCGUAUUUGCGUGUUCAGUGCAGCCACUUAUUGACAUGAUUGUUUACGAACACCUUGGUGAUAAACAUGGUGAUUAUGGAAAGCAACGAGUAUGGGGCGCCAUUGGACGUGGAUGUUUUGCUCUGAUGUCAGGGAUAUUCGUUGAUGCAUUUAGUAAUAACUUCUCAUCGACUUCCUACAAGAACUAUGACCCUGCAUUUGUGCUUUUUGCAGUACUAGUAGCUGUUACAGUAGUUAUCACUAGUAUAAUUGAUGUUCCCGCAAUUAAUAAACCUCAGAAAAUGUUCAAUAACAUUUGUGAUUUAUUUAGACAGACUGAAGUUGUGGCAUCGUUUACAGCAUUUACUGUGUUUGGUAUUGGUGUUGGCACUAUACAAACUACAUUUUUCUGGUUUUUGGAAGAGGCUGGAGCCCCAAAUUCACUGAUGGGGAUAAGCCUGUUGGUUACAUGUAUUUCCGAAUUGCCGUUCUUUUUUUAUUCGGGUAAUAUCAUCGAUUACCUUGGUUAUAGGGGAGUAAUUUAUUUUGUUUUUCUUAGCAACAUUAUUCGAUAUUUAGCAUAUUCCUGUAUUUCUAAUCAUGUAUGGUAUGUGUUACCAUUGGAGGUGGUGCAUGGAGUCGUAUAUGGUGCUAUGUAUGCCACAAUGACGUCAUAUGCAAGUAUCAUAUCGCCACCUGGAAUGUCUGCGACCGCUCAAUCAAUGGUGCAGGCAUGUUUUAAAGGACUGGGUAAAGGUCUGGGAAGUAUACUUAGUGGGUGGAUCUAUCAUGUCUAUGGAGGAAAAACAUUGUUCAGAAGUUAUGCUGGUUUGUGUCUGGUUGUAGCAGUUUGUUAUUGGGUUAUCCACACGCCAAUGAAGAAUCAAUGUGGUCGCUAUCACAUCAUUGAAGAACGAGACUCUAUUAAUCAAGAUGAUGCAAACAAACAUGGACCAUGUUAUUGA
Messenger RNA from Saccoglossus kowalevskii, 1653 nucleotides. RefSeq names its product major facilitator superfamily domain-containing protein 6-like. The record is from RefSeq and is a predicted model, not a curated record. Gene Ontology annotation, molecular function: transmembrane transporter activity. Gene Ontology annotation, cellular component: membrane. NCBI's taxonomy places the organism in Eukaryota, Metazoa, Hemichordata, Enteropneusta, Harrimaniidae.